CAAGAUGAAGCUCCACUGGCUGCUUUUGGCAGUUAUCUGCAUUGUGAACUACAGCCUCACCACCGGCAGCAGCCCCACAACCGAGUCCAGCACCAGCACCACCACCACCACCGCCUCCUCCACCUCCAGCUCCGACAGCAGCUCCACGUCCACGAGCUCCUCGACCUCCUCGACGGCCUCCUCCUCCUCUUCUACCAGCGAGACGGCCACCAGCAGCAGCGAUACGGCCACCACAGCCACCGCCUCCAAGACCAGCUCCGCCACCACCUCGACCACCAACAAGAAGUCCGCCGCCGCCAAGAAGAAGGCCCGCGCCGCCCGGAGGCGCCGUGCCGCCCGCCGGAAGCGUCGUGCCGCCGCCAAGAGGCGGGCCGCCGCCGCCAAGCGCAGGCGCAACAGGGGCUAA
Messenger RNA from Drosophila suzukii, 406 nucleotides. RefSeq lists its product as uncharacterized. Lineage: Eukaryota; Metazoa; Arthropoda; Insecta; Diptera; Drosophilidae. The record is from RefSeq and is a predicted model, not a curated record.